GGCCAAAACGCAGCAUUGUUUCAAUUAAAAUAAAUAGACACAGGGGUGUUAUCAGCAACUAUUGGAUGAUGCAAUGUUCGAUGUUUAUGACAUCGGACCCUUGCUUCCCCGCCGCUGCGCGUUCACGACCUCGGUAUCUCGGAUCAAGAUCUCUUUGGACGAACAUGCAACCAUGACACGAACAAACGUAGACCUUGGCGAUUUUGUGACGGCCGCUUCUCUUCCUGGCUCACUCCUAAUUCCAUAAUUGCCUUGGAUUCUACUAUUACUCGAGUAUUACCAGACGCUACCUAGGCUCGAACUACACUCACAAUGCCGUCCGCAAUCAGCAUAAAGAAGAUCGACGGCAAGCCGGGGAAAGUUUACUAUCCACUUGAGAAGAUCACAAUCCCUGAGCCUCAGCCAAAGGAUGAUGAGGUCGUAACAAGCCUCACAGCCGCCGCCCUAAACCACCGCGACCUCUUCAUCCGCCAACACCUCUACCCAGGCACAACCUUCGGCGUGCCGCUCCUCGCAGAUGGGGUCGGAAUCGUCACACGCGCGGGUUCCUCCGCCAAAGCCCAAGCAUGGCUCAACAAGCGCGUCGUCGUAAACCCCAUGACAGGCUGGGCCGACUCGCCCGACGGGCCCGAAAGUCCCGCCGGCAUCGCGAUCCUGGGCGGUACCAAGACGGACCCGCGCGGCACGCUGGCCGACGUCAUUCUCUCCGACGCAGGGGAGCUCGAGGAAUGCCCCGCGCAUUUGACCGACGAGGAGGCUGCGGCGCUGCCGCUCACGGGCUUGACGGCGUGGCGCGCGUUUUGGGUGAAGAGUGGGAAUGCGCUGCCUGGGCGGAAUAUCCUCAUAACGGGGAUAGGGGGCGGUGUCGCGCUGAUGGCGCUGCUAUUUGCUGUGGCACAAGGGUGCAAUGUAUAUGUUACGAGUGGGAACCAGGAGAAGAUCGACAAGGCGGUCAAGUUGGGCGCGAAGGGGGGCGUCAUCUACAAAGCGGAGAAGUGGGAGAAGGAGCUGCAGGGCCAACUGCCGAAGGAUAGACCGUAUCUCGAUGCUAUUAUUGACGGCGCGGGCGGCGAUGUCGUGAACAAGGGGACGAGGCUGUUGAAGGCUGGAGGCAUCAUCUCCAUCUACGGCAUGACGGUGUCGCCGAAGAUGGAUUUCCUCAUGAGCGCCGUGCUCAAGAACGUCGAGGUGCGCGGAUCGACAAUGGGAUCGCGCAAGGAAUUCGCAGACAUGGUGCAGUUUGUGCGCGAGAAGAAACUGCGCCCUAUCGUGUCGCGAAGUGUGCAUGGGCUGGACAUUGCGAAGAUCGACACGCUUUUCGACGACAUGAAGAACGCGUCGCAGUUUGGGAAAUUGGUCGUCACGCUGGGGGAGGCGAGAAGUAAGCUGUAG
Dothidotthia symphoricarpi CBS 119687 is the source of this 1392-nucleotide messenger RNA. RefSeq names its product NAD(P)-binding protein. The record is from RefSeq and is a predicted model, not a curated record. Gene Ontology annotation, molecular function: oxidoreductase activity. The coding region runs from base 313 to 1392 and encodes 359 amino acids. Lineage: Eukaryota; Fungi; Ascomycota; Dothideomycetes; Pleosporales; Dothidotthiaceae. The transcript is spliced from 3 exons.